This is a messenger RNA of Onthophagus taurus, 844 nucleotides long. RefSeq names its product UMP-CMP kinase 2, mitochondrial. Gene Ontology annotation, cellular component: mitochondrion; cytoplasm. Gene Ontology annotation, biological process: dTTP biosynthetic process; dUDP biosynthetic process; dTDP biosynthetic process. Lineage: Eukaryota; Metazoa; Arthropoda; Insecta; Coleoptera; Scarabaeidae. Gene Ontology annotation, molecular function: dTMP kinase activity; nucleoside diphosphate kinase activity. The record is from RefSeq and is a predicted model, not a curated record.
CAAUUCUUCAAGUAUGGGUCGUUAAGGCAAUUCGUAACUUCCGGAACGAGCAAUAUGCCAACAUCCGCGGCCGUGUUCCAUUCAUUGGACACAAUUGUAAACGUACUUGCUCAAGAUGAGUUCAAGGGCGAAAAAACGGAGAAGAUUUUGAAAACGUACGAGAAUGCGGUUAAAAAUGGUUUAGUUUCGAAAGAUCAAAAGCGAUAUCCACUGAUUGUUUUCGAAGGAUUGGAUGGAAGUGGUAAAACCACGUUAAGCAAAAAAUUAGCCGAGAAGCAUAACGCUGCAUUAUUUUGCACACCCCCUUCAUCGAUUAGUGAUAUCCGGGAUGUUUUUGAGAAUGAUAAAGUUUUGAGAACGGCUUAUUAUUCCUUGGGAAAUUAUUUAGCACAAAUUGAGAUUUUGGGGAAAUUAAAAGAAAAACCCGUCGUUCUUGAUAGAUUUUGGCAUUCCACAACUGCUUACUCUUUAGCACAAAGUGUUCAUAACGGACAAAUAAAAUGUUUACCACCAAAAGGCGAUAAAAUAUAUAAUUGGCCAUCAGAUCUUAUUCAACCUGAUAUGGUGGUGUUUUUAGAUGUUUCUGAAGAAGAACGACAACGAAGACACGAAAUUAGAAACACCACAAAUACUAAUCAAGAGCAAUUAUUAAAAUCACAAAAGGAGUUUAGAAAUAAUAUAAUUCAGGCUUAUAAAUACAUGGAAAAUCCAGCUGUAAAUUUCAUAAACGUCGAUGGACCAAUUGAGAAAUGCGUUGAUGAUAUAUACAACAUCACUAAAUAUCUAUUUGACAAUAAAAUAUAAAGAUGUAUGAAUAAACUCUAUUUAAAUUCUUUUGAAUCGA